Molecule: messenger RNA, 4585 nt
Organism: Asterias rubens (European starfish)
Lineage: Eukaryota; Metazoa; Echinodermata; Asteroidea; Forcipulatida; Asteriidae
Product: endoplasmic reticulum mannosyl-oligosaccharide 1,2-alpha-mannosidase-like
Exons: 10
Coding region: 137-2230 (697 amino acids)
Biological process (GO): carbohydrate metabolic process; N-glycan processing
Cellular component (GO): membrane; endoplasmic reticulum
Molecular function (GO): mannosyl-oligosaccharide 1,2-alpha-mannosidase activity; calcium ion binding
Source: RefSeq, a predicted model, not a curated record
ACAAACAUGGCGGCCUCCACAUAACAUGUCUCCGUCUAAAUAUCCUUCGGAUGAAAUUUUGUUCACGAGAGAUGUCACAAGUUUGGAAGGUUCCUAGCUUUCUGAUCGAUAUAUAUUUUAGCAGUUGACAGGCAGUAUGUAUGGAUCACAGAAUCAGAGGGAUUUUAUUUCAUUUACGGUCGCCGAAGAUGAAAAAUACGACAACCAAAAAGUACGAAGGAGACAGUCUUGCUGGCGGGCUUGGAAGCAACUGUCACGGCUACAGCGCGCUAUCUUCAAUAUAAUGCUGAUGCUGACAGCCGUCUGUGUAGUCUACUUACUAAUGAUGCCUGGUCCUGGUCCAUCGGAGUUGGACAUUGAUCUAUCACGGAAUAAUAGGAUAGGAGGAGAUGCGUUGAAUCUUGAUGAUCGUAUGCAAGCAUUGAACGUCGUUGAUGACAUCAAUGGACAAGUUGAAGACAUGAACCAAAAGGAAGGACCUAAGCGCCACAAGAAAGGACCACCAAAGCUGAACAGAGAUCGAGGAGCCCUCGCAGUAAGCUUACCUGUACAUGUAAGUGGUGUAGAGAUCCCUGGCAGACAACAGCAUGUGGGUGAUGUAUUAGAUAAAGUUCCGCUCCGAAUCUUUGAAUCUCGGGAAGGGGCAGCAGCUGGGGCAUUGGAGGAUAAUAGGAUGGGGGAGGAUGAGGAACCAGUUCUGCACGUGCCAGAUGAUGGCGCAGCUAAUAGAGAUGAAGAGGUCAAAGGUCAGCAGGAGUCUGACCCUCAUAGAGAUGGUGACCCAGAUGAGGAGUCCAACAACGAACCAGAAGAAAGGAAGGACGACUCCGAAAGUCAGAGCAGCAUAUAUGGCCCAAAGAAUGAGAAGCAAGAAGCAGUUGUAGCCGCUUUCCAGCAUGCAUGGAAAGCCUAUAGAGCUCAUGCAUGGGGGCAUGAUGAAUUGAAACCCAUCUCUAAAACCUACAAUGAAUGGUUCCAUCUAGGACUUACUAUAAUUGAUUCUUUGGACACGAUGUACAUUAUGGGUCUGGAUAAAGAGUUUGAAGAAGCUCGGAAUUGGGUGGAGAAUGAGAUGAACAUCAAACCCAAUGUAGAUGUCAACUUAUUUGAGACGACUAUCCGUGUAUUAGGGGGACUACUAAGUGCCUAUCACCUUUCAAACGAUGAAGUCUUCUUAGAUAAAGCAAAAAUAUUAGGCAACAGUCUACUUCCAGCAUUUAACACCAAAAGCAAGGUACCCCACGCUGAUGUGAACCUUAAGACAGGCAAGGCCCAUGCACCCCGCUGGGGACCAGAUAGCUCUGUGUCGGAGGUCUCAACAAUCCAGAUUGAAUUUAGAGAAUUAAGUUUCAUCACCAAGAACAAUAUCUACAAAGAUGCCGUAGACCGAGUCAUGAGUCAUCUACAUGGGCUGAAGAAAGUGGACGGAUUGGUGCCCAUUUUUAUCAAUGCUAACACAGGGCAGUUCCGCCAGCGUGCUACGCUUACUCUGGGCGCAAGGGCAGAUAGUUACUACGAGUACUUAUUAAAACAAUGGCUGCAGACUGGCAAGAGUGAACAAAUAUUUAAAGAGGAUUUCGAAGCAGCUAUGACUGGAGUUAAAAAUCGCUUAACAAGACACUCAGGUCCCAAUAAUUUAGUCUUCGUGGGUGAACUUGUGAAUGAAGCCUUCUCACCCAAGAUGGACCAUCUAGUGUGCUUCCUCCCUGGUACCCUUGCCUUAGGAUAUCACAAUGGCCUUGAUGAGUCAUAUCUGGAGCUUGCCCGUAGUCUUGCCCAUACCUGCUAUCAGAUGUAUGCACAGAUGCCAACAUUCUUAAGUCCAGAGAUUGCACACUUUAAUAUGCUGCCUGGCACAAAGGAUGAUAUUCAAGUUAAGCCCGCUGACGCCCAUAAUCUCCUUAGACCAGAGACUAUAGAAAGCUUCUUCUAUCUUUACCGCAUCACCAAAGACCAAGUAUAUAGAGACUGGGGCUGGCAGAUAUUCCAAGCCUUUGAACGCUACACCAAGAUCCCAGAGGGCGGUUACUCCUCUAUCAGUAACGUCAAAAAUCCUGAUAAACCCUCCUUCAGAGAUAAAAUGGAGAGCUUUUUCCUUGGAGAGACACUGAAGUACUUCUUCUUGUUGUUUAGCGAUGAGCCGGACUUAUUACCGUUGGAUAAAUAUUUAUUCAAUACGGAGGCACAUCCUUUUCCUAUUCGGACUAUAAAUGGCGCCAUCAAACACUAGUAUGGCAAGUAAUUACUUAGGUUCAGUAACAAAAUUAUUUUUAAAGAGGCUAUGAAAUGUGAGAUUUCAGACCUCGCUCUGGUGUAGGCUUGAGUACAUAGUAAAAAGCAAAGCUGUGAUGAGCAGAAAGUGUUGCUUAACAAAAAUGUUUUUGCUUAGCAGGAACUCGCAAGGAAACCAGUCAUGAUACUUAAUAAUCUAGUGGUGUUUUUCACUGUUAACCUGCAAUCUGCUUAGUAAAUCUUGUGCGACGAAGUGUUUCCAGCGGGUUUGUGAGAUUGGCCUCAGAGAAAGAGAUACCAGAUAUUUGAGUGAGGUUUUGUUUAGUCAUUCAUGCUGGUGCAAUCUAAAUUCUCUUCUGUUUGUGUGUGCUCAAAGUGCCAUAAAGGUGGAGUAGGGAAUUAUGAUUGAAAUUUGUACACAAAUAAUGAUUGACUAUGCCAGUAGUUGCUGGGAUUUGAGUCAGUAUGGGUAAUUUAGUUGCUCAAAGCCAUUUUUUCUUCUGAAUUCAACUAAGACAUUGUGGAUCUUUUUCUAAAGCUGAAAAUUAUUGUCAGUGUAAAAUAAGUAUUCUUUGACUGUCAGUAAACUCUUAGCUGCAAGGGUUUUUACUGCUGAUUGUUGUCUUGACACACAGAAUUAUGAAAGCUGCUAAGCAGAAAUGAGCAGGGUACCAGUCACAAAUUGUACAUAUGACAUGGUAGUUUGGCUGGUAACAUUAUUCUGGUAUGGAUAACUUUGUUGUGCUGGUAAGCAUAACUAUGGUUUGCUACGCUGCUUUUUGUGCUUAAGCAGCUCUAUGAAAUUGGGUCUUGUGUGUAAAUGUGUUUGCAGAAGCACAAGAAUUCUGAGAUGAGAGAUUUGCAACAUACAGUUCACCAGGUUUUUUUUUGUCACAUGUUUGCUGAACGCCAUUUGGGUCCAAUGUGCAGUUGGCUAGUCAGGCAUCCUGUUUGCACACAUGCUGGGGUUUUUCUUAUUGCAAGUUGUCGUCAUCACUCUCAAUGCACAGCUCUUCAAGAAGCUGGUGUAUGUAGCCUUCUGUUGGAUCCCUGUAAAAACACAGAAAGUAACACCUUGAAACAAGGCUAAGUAUAGUAUGAGUCGUACCAUAGAGAAAGGACCCUUUCUCUAUGGUCAUACAGUGAUGGAAAAUUCAAACUUUUUCUGAAUGCAGACUUUUUAAAAUCUACCUGGUAAAUAAAAAAAUGCUGUAAUAUUCUUCAAAUUUAAUAGGUGAUGCUCUUUGAUCUACUUUUCUAGUGCUAAGGAGACUGUUCACAAAAGCUCAUUGGAAUCUUUAACUCCAGGGGUUAUUAUUAUUAUUAUUAUUAUUAUUAUUAUUAUUAUUAUUAUUAUUAUUAUUAUUAUUAUUAUUAUUAUUAUUAAAAGAUGGACAUACUAUCAUUCCAAUGUACCUUCUAAGACCUGGUUUCAGACUGUUAAACCCCAGUAUUAAUCAUUUACACUUUAGGGUUAGGGUUAAUGUAAGGAUUAGGGUUUGGGCGUAGAUAAGGAAAAUACACUAGGAGUGUCGGGACAUAGGGAUGUCGGAACAUAGAUUUCAUGAAGUGUAACGAUUUGUAAAUGUUGAAUGUGGUGUGACCACAAAAAAAGAAUUCUCUGUUUAGUGUCUAGCUAGCUUUUACCCUUUAAGGGAAAUAAUACAUUAAAGUUUGAAGUUUUCCUGCCAGUUUCUACAAAACAGACAUUCCAUUUAGUAUCCAUCUCAUUUAUUUUAAUUUGGAAGUCUAGCUUGUUCAACAUUUAACAGUCACAAUAACGAAUAAUUCAUUUUCAACAGUAUGGCAUUCAUGUCAAUUAAGAUUAUUCAAAUUAAUAAGGUCACAAUUCAAAGAUAACUCAAUGUCCCCAAAGCUAACAGCAAGGGUCUGUCAACAUUCAAUGUCAUCAGUGUUGUAAAUAGGCAGUGCAAAUUCAACAGAAGAAUGGUGGAAAUGUUGUCUUGAAUAUCCAUUAAUGAAAUAGAAUCUCUGAAACUAAACUAAUUGAGAAGAAUGAAAUCAUGUGUGCUCAAAAACGAUAAUGAAUGCAAUGUAGCUGAAAAGAAGAGUUUAUAUUUUGCAGAAACUGGCCAGGCAAACCGAUAAUGAUUUUCUCUGAAUACUGUUGUCACUAUGAGCUGUCUGCUUUUAAAAGUCAAGCUCAUGUCCAGCUUUUCCUUAUGUAUUAUAAUUGUUGGAGGGAAUAGUUAGGACUGUUGAAUAGCUAUCUGUAUUUUAGAAUAACUGAUUUGGAAUAAAGCUAUGGACAUAAAGCUGAAGACGAGCAGAGUAUACUGUUCGAAACGUCGUGACCAAACCGGCUCUUUUCAGAGCCACCACUCCUUCAAAA